Molecule: messenger RNA, 1510 nt
Organism: Cokeromyces recurvatus
Lineage: Eukaryota; Fungi; Mucoromycota; Mucoromycetes; Mucorales; Mucoraceae
Exons: 1
Coding region: 400-1470 (356 amino acids)
Source: RefSeq, a predicted model, not a curated record
UUUUUUUUUUCUUUCUUUCUUUCUUUCUUUCUUUAUUUUUUCAUGAAUAAAGAAAAGAAAGAAUAAGAAUGAGAACAAAAGGAAAUAAUAGAAAUAUACAAAAGUAAAUGCCAUUCUAGUUAUCUUACAUACAUUAUCAAUUCCUCUUUUAAUAACUCUCUUUUUUUUUAUUUGGUUUUCUUCUCCUCCUCUAAAUAAAGAACUUCAAAACUGUUUUUGCCCAUAGAUAAUAAAACUGAAUUACAGACAUCAACAAGUCUAGUUGAAAAACCUAUUCGUAGAUUUAAAACAAUUCAACCUGAUCCUAAAGGACUUGUAACAACAAAAGAAAAUUGGAAUGGUCAUGUCUUUAUUGCUUCUCCUUAUGAUCAGCCUACGACGACAACUGUCCAUCCACCAAUGAAUAAAGCAAUUAAAGUUGUCCGACAGACAUUUACAACCAAUAAAUAUAAUGACAAAACUGAGGCUACAACAGAGAGACCUACGAUGGGAGGUAAAACGAUUUCAGCUAUAUCAGCUCCUCCUACUCAUACACACAUGUCCUCACAAGAAUUAAAGUUGCUUAGUCGUCGAAUUGAUCCACAUGAGCCCUUAUCUUCUCCUCAUGCAUCACCUAAAAAGCCACCACUCCCUAAUCUGAGUCGUAAAAGACCCCAGAACCGACAAGAUGAACAAGCAAGGAUGAAGAGAGUGAAGACAGCUUAUGAAACUACGCUUAAUAAAAGAUAUGUAUGUGAGCCCUGCCAUAAAGUCUAUAAAACUAGAAAUGGUCUCACCUAUCAUAAAGAAAAAUGUAAAUAUCAAAAAUAUAAUGAAACAGCAUCAAAGACGAUUAUUCGUUGUAUUUGUUCUUAUCCUACUGAGAACAAAGGAACGAUGAUCGAAUGCACACAAUGUCAUACCUGGCUUCAUUCAAAAUGUUCUGGUGACGUUACAAAUGAAGAAAGUUAUUGUUGUCCAAGAUGUGAUACAAGUCCUUUACUUGACACUACAUGUACAUCUGAAAUAAAUAAACAAAUUGAAGAAGUGAAGCAACAGCAAGAGACAGAUGAUGGCCAUUCUUUAUAUCAAGAGAGGGACAUUCUUCAAUCGAGGAAUGAAUCAGAGGAAUCUACAAUUCAAGAACAAUUCGAUUUUAUUAAUUUAUUUUCUGAUGAUCUUUUAGAUAAUAGUAAAGAUGGAUUUAUGAUGACACUUGAUUCUCUUUCUGCAGUACAAGAACCACUACUUGAUAAUGACAACAAUAACCAAUCUUUAGCUGAAGAGGACCCUUCCUGGGUCAAUGAAUUUUCUGUGGACUUGAAUAGUUCUCAUGAUGACACUCCUUCCUUAUUAUUUUCAGAUAAUAAUCCCUCUUCUUCUUCAUUUCUGGAUGAUUUCUCUGCUGAUAUUCCUUCUUCACCUCAAGCGGACUGGCUCCAUCUUGCUAAUUUUGAGGUUGAUUUCACUCCAGACUUUAUCAAUUUUUAGUAAAUAAAUAAAUAAAUAAAUAAUAAUAAACACAAAGAAU